This is a messenger RNA of Meira miltonrushii, 1150 nucleotides long. RefSeq lists its product as uncharacterized. The record is from RefSeq and is a predicted model, not a curated record. NCBI's taxonomy places the organism in Eukaryota, Fungi, Basidiomycota, Exobasidiomycetes, Exobasidiales, Brachybasidiaceae. The coding region runs from base 229 to 1080 and encodes 283 amino acids. The transcript has a single exon.
UGCAUUUAAAAGGGGCUUGCCGUAAAGGCAUUCCGCCAGUAAAGGGAGAGGAGAUAAAAAGCAAGAUUUACCAAAUCACAUCUUUUUGUUUCAAAUUGAAAUCUUAUCAACAGCAACAGCACAAAAAAAUAAAACAACUCAGCGGCGGUCCAUGCAUACAAACCUCAUCAUACCACAAUGCAUACUUGAAAUCUCCCUCUCACUACCAACAACAUCACCCCCUUCACCAUGCGUGGCAAAGCAAAGGCUUGGAUUGCCUUAUUGCUUUACACCUCUUUAGCAAACGUAAUUGCAGCUCAUCCAGUACAAGCACAAGAUGGAAAUGCAGUAGGAGGAAUCGUUUGGCCUAUGUUCGAUGAAUUGGCUUGUGCGCUUACAAUGUCCACAUUACCAUUCUGUUCGCAUCCUUCAACCUCAACUUUAGCAAUACACAAUCACCAAAGCCAUCAUGAUCAUACGCAUUUAGACGCACACGAAGAUAAAGAUGGUUCGCAUAUAGAAGGCAAUCAAGGCGGUUGGAUUUACUUGAUUAGACAUGGAGAAAAAUUUAAAGAUUCCGAUAAAGCAGGAUUAUCAGCAAGAGGAAUUCGUAGAGCACGUUGUUUACGAAACGUUUUUGGUAAACGUGGUCAUAUGAUUGAUUUCAUUAUGGCGCAAGAUUUUAAACCAAACGGAAAACGUAAGAGACCGUACGAAACUGUUGCUCCUUUGGCAAAAUUGUUGGAUAUCCCUCUGGAUCAUACGUGUGAUCGUGAUGAUGAAAAAUGCGCUGCUAAAAUGAUUCAAAAACAUGCUCGUAGAUCGGAAAAUGUUCUUGUCGUUUGGGAACAUAAACGUUUGAGUGAUAUCGCCAAACGAUUAGGUGUCACCGGACUCAAAUAUCCUGAAAAACGUUAUGAUGUCAUUUUCAAGUUACGAAAUGGAAAAGUGCAUGCAAUCUACUCGGAAGAAUGUAAUGGCUUAGACGAGCAAUGGUUCCAUUGGCAUGGAAAGAAGAAGGGCAAGCAUGGCAAAGGCGGUCAAAACGGUAGAUUGAUUGACGAUGAAUCUUGGGCUACAGAUGUCCAAGAAGAGCUUUGAAAUGUUCUGUUAUUUUGUUACACUGUAUUAUUGCAUCUCUACAUACAUAUAAAAAUCAUAUACCCCUUUU